Molecule: messenger RNA, 204 nt
Organism: Botrytis fragariae
Lineage: Eukaryota; Fungi; Ascomycota; Leotiomycetes; Helotiales; Sclerotiniaceae
Exons: 1
Coding region: 1-204 (67 amino acids)
Source: RefSeq, a predicted model, not a curated record
AUGAUUCCAAUAGUGAAUCUGCGCCUGUUCAAGAUCAUACACGAUGAUGCAAUCAGUCCCCUGCGUCGCGAGACAAAAAUUCACAUUGUAGCUUCCGCUCCAGGAACUACACGAGGUGCAUUGGAUAUCCGAACAGUAGCGGAUGUUGGCGUAGGCGCGGGGGGAAAGAUCGUGAGUGCCGGAAGCGAUUUGAGCGCGGAUUGA